Molecule: messenger RNA, 634 nt
Organism: Spodoptera frugiperda (fall armyworm)
Lineage: Eukaryota; Metazoa; Arthropoda; Insecta; Lepidoptera; Noctuidae
Gene: CPR91
Product: cuticle protein 19-like
Exons: 4
Coding region: 121-504 (127 amino acids)
Cellular component (GO): extracellular matrix
Source: RefSeq, a predicted model, not a curated record
AGCCGGGCCGCGUGCUGCGUCGCAUCUCGCCGGUAUACUAAUAUAAAAGUGGAAGGCUCCGAACCUCGGCAUCAGUUGUGUGUGAUCGUGCAGUCGGGCCAAACCUAAUCCAAACGGAAAAUGAUCGCUAGAGUAACAGUAAUCCUUUGUGCGUUGGCGCUGGCCUCCGCGGGAAUAGUCCAGCUUGGACACGGUUACGCCGGGGAAGCUUAUGGACACGAAGCAGUUGCGUACGCGCCCGUCGCACACUACGGAGGACACGAAGAAACGCAUGUAGACUACCAUGCCCACCCUAAAUACGACUACUCUUACUCCGUAUCCGACCCACACACUGGUGACCACAAGACCCAGCACGAGGUCCGUGAUGGUGAUGUAGUGAAGGGAGAAUACUCCCUGCUGCAGCCCGACGGUUCCUUCAGGAAGGUCACUUACACCGCUGAUGACCACAACGGUUUCAACGCGGUCGUCCACAACACUGCGCCCGCGCACCACGAGUACCACUAGUGCCGGCUCACACUGCCACUGUUUCUCAUGUGAUAUUAAACACUUAAUACUUAAUGUAGAUAGUCUUUAGUCGACACGACUCCUUAUUUUAUAAGACUGCGGCGAAAAUUAAACUUUUAGAAAAAAUCUA